AAACUAUGCUUUUAUAGUCUUUGCCCUGUGCGCGAGCAGUGCGCGAGCAGUGCGCAGUCGUGCCACGGUCACUCGGAUAAUGCUUUAACACAUUGUCUCUAUUAAGUAAACCGAGGAUUUCAGCGGAGGCACGCAGGCUUGAUAAAUGAACUGGGAGUGGAGUGACAUUUAUUCCCAUCCGUUAUGGAUGGUUUCAACGGCGAUCCUGGCCAUAAUUGCGCGCGCGCAGCGGAAAGCGUUGUGGGACCCGCGCGCUUGUCCCGUGAAGUUAAACGGGAAAACUGCAGUCGUCACUGGAGCUAACACAGGUAUUGGGAAGUUCAUUGCCCUGGACUUUGCUCGUCGUGGGGCUCGGGUGAUCCUGGCAUGCCGGAGCGAGGCUCGUGGGACUGCAGCGCUGCAAGAAAUCAGAGAAAGUACUGGGAACCAGAACAUACAUCUGCGUCUGCUUGACACCUCGUCGCUCGACUCUGUCCGAAGGUUUGCAGCACGGAUCUUGGAGGAAGAGAAGGAAUUACAUAUCCUGGUCAAUAACGCAGGGGCCUCAGGCUUACCCAGUAAGAUCACUGCAGAUGGGUUGGAAAUCACUUUUGCAACCAACCACGUUGGCCCAUUUCUGCUCACCAGUUUGCUUUUAGACCUUUUGAAGAAAUCAGCUCCAGCUCGCAUUGUCAAUGUUUCGUCUAUGAAUCACUGGAGGGGUGAGGUAAACUUUGAUCAUUUCCACGGUCACAAUCUAAAUCAUGUGAUGGAUGCUACGUAUAACCAUACCAAGCUGCACAACGUCAUCUGGACAAACGAGUUGGCACGCAGGCUUCAGGGCACAGGCGUGACAGCAAACUCUCUGCAUCCGGGUGUAGUUAUGACAGACGUAAUGAGAAACUACAACUUCAUUAUCCGAUUCCUCUUCAACUUGGUCGGCUUUUUCUUCUUCAAAACUGCUGAAGAAGGGUCUUUCAGUCCAAUAUACUGUGCAGUGUCCGAGGAAGCAGAAGGAAUAAGUGGAAAAUACUUCAACAGUGACUGUUCCCUGGUCUUGCCAGCUCCUCCUUCCAGAGAUCCUGCUCUUGGAGUGAAGGAAUAUGAGUUUUGUGAGAGACUGACUGCUAAAUGAUUUAUUAACCCUCAUCCAAACCUGUGUGGAUUAUUUCUUAUGUUUAUUUCUUUGCGGAGCUUAAAAAAGACCAAACUUGCCACAUAAGCUGUCCAUAUGACCCGUGUGCUACAUUCCAAGUCUUUUGAAGCUUUAUGUGAGAAACCGGCUGAAAUGUAACUUUUGCCCAAUACUAAUUGUUCCAUAUGCUCACUCGUAGUCAGACACGGAUGUUACAGAUUGUUGUAACGUUAAUCUUUUUGAUAGAGCAGAAAAUCUUGUUCAAAACCUCUUUGAAUGAAGAACAUAUAAAGUCUCGUUCUGUCAUUAGUUGUCUCUCAAGAGCUUUUACAGGGAACUGUUCUUUCAGUUUUUGAUGUUACCUUCUGCAAUGUGCUAGUUAAUUCUCUCAAACUUAUCUUAUAAGACAAAGAAUAAAGGCUGUUGAAGAUAAA
Molecule: messenger RNA, 1548 nt
Organism: Sinocyclocheilus grahami
Lineage: Eukaryota; Metazoa; Chordata; Actinopteri; Cypriniformes; Cyprinidae
Product: retinol dehydrogenase 12
Exons: 6
Coding region: 146-1114 (322 amino acids)
Source: RefSeq, a predicted model, not a curated record